Fusarium vanettenii 77-13-4 is the source of this 1104-nucleotide messenger RNA. RefSeq lists its product as uncharacterized. The record is from RefSeq and is a predicted model, not a curated record. The coding region runs from base 1 to 1104 and encodes 367 amino acids. The transcript has 4 exons. NCBI's taxonomy places the organism in Eukaryota, Fungi, Ascomycota, Sordariomycetes, Hypocreales, Nectriaceae.
AUGGCGUUGAAUGCUACAACUCACCCCAUAGCCUCAGUCCGCAAGGAGCUAGAACUCGAUGAACCCUUUUCUCUCCCCAAAUCCCGCUCUCAGAACGACAUCGUAAAAGUCUCACUCGCACACUAUGGGAGGUUGGCAACAAAACGGGGCUCCAUGUGCACCAACCCCCUCGAGACGCCAGAAGAGCAACACCUCAGGACCAAGGAGUCUCUGAAAGUUCCCAUCUUCGGAGCCCUCAUUGAAAAAGAGGGUAAAAGCUACCUCUGGGAUCUAGGCAUCACAAAGGAUUAUAAAUACUUUUCAGGUCUGCUCAAGGCGUUCCUCGACGAUGUGUUUACGCCCGUCGAUCUAGUUCCCACCAGUUUCGCGCCUCGUCUAGUUGAUGAAGCGGGGAAGGGCCCCAUCGACGCCAUCUUCGUCUCUCAUGCCCACUCUGAUCACUUUGGAGACCCGACUGCGUUCCCUGGCGACGUGCCCAUUAUUUACGGUCCAGGAACCGCCGCUUGGGUGCAAAGCGGCGCCCCCAAUGUUCAACUCCCUCGGGAAUACCUCCAACAACAUCCGAUCCUGGAGGUUGGAACUGGCGCCUUGGGCAACGGUAAGAGAUGGCAAAGGAUUGGACCGUUUGAUAAAGGUUGGGACUUUUUCGGCGAUGGGUCUCUUUGGCUUAUUCAGGCUCCCGGGCAUUGCUUGGGCUGUCAGGUCGCCCUGUGUCGCGUCACUGCAUCACCAGACACUUAUAUCUUGCUUGCCGGGGACGCAGCUCAUAGCCAAAGCCAUUACGCCCCCGUCAUGGCUGGGGGCACGUAUGGGUUGCUCGGUAAGAUAAGGCUUCCAGGAGAACCAGAAGAUGUUCCAGCUUCGCACUACGCGUAUGACGAUUCAGAUGCCGCUUAUGAAACCAUCAGCAAGCUCAUCAGGCUGAACCGACUGGGAAACGUCAUGACGGUUGCUGCUCAUGAAUAUGAGAUGGAAGCCGUCUUGGGGAUGGAGCCGGGCGAUUUAAGCAAGCCACUUACUCACUGGAAAGCGACCGGGCUAAAAGAGAAGAAGGCUAGACUUCAUCUACUUCCUCAGAGAAUACCUCGCGCGGGUUUGUUGUGA